This is a messenger RNA of Hyphopichia burtonii NRRL Y-1933, 948 nucleotides long. It is a transcript of the gene STE2, whose product is annotated as alpha-factor pheromone receptor. Gene Ontology annotation, molecular function: mating-type factor pheromone receptor activity; pheromone binding. The annotation marks the transcript as partial. Lineage: Eukaryota; Fungi; Ascomycota; Pichiomycetes; Serinales; Debaryomycetaceae. The transcript has a single exon. The record is from RefSeq and is a predicted model, not a curated record. Gene Ontology annotation, biological process: G protein-coupled receptor signaling pathway. Gene Ontology annotation, cellular component: G protein-coupled receptor homodimeric complex; membrane.
AUCUCUGGUCUUAAUCCAGAAUACAUUAUGCUCAAUUUCACCUUACCAGGUUAUGAAAGAAUGUCAUCAAUCCCUUUCAAAGCUUUAGAUGACUAUAUGAAUUAUAUGAUAACCUGGGGUAUUAUUUAUGGUGUUGGUGUUGGUACUGCUCUUCUCACGUUAGCUUUACUUUGGAUCAUUAUCAAAAAUAAAAAAACACCUAUGUUCUGGCUAAAUCAAUGCUCGUUAUUGCUUUUGGUGAUCAGAUGUCUGCUUCAGUUUGCUUAUUUGUUAGGCCCAUUAUCGAGAAUGGGAUUCUCUUUCACUGGUAUUUUAAUACCAAAUACCUAUUACUCUUAUAAGACAACAGUCGCUACUAAUGUCAUUCAUACUUUACUAAUUGGCCUGAUUGAGGCCUCUUUUUGCUAUCAGGUUUUCAUUAUAUUUAGGUCACCAGAAGUAAGGAAACUUGGUUACGCUUUAACUGGUGUGUGUGCUGCGAUUGGGAUAACAGUCUUCGGUCUUUAUAUUAAUUCCACCAUCAGUGUUGCCAAAACUUACUCAGACUUAUUCAAUCAUUCAAGAACAGUGAGACGAGUAGGAAGUUGGGUGAAUAAUGGGCCAUUUAUCCUUUUUUCGGUUUCAGUCAGUGUUACCAGUAUUUUCUUGAUAAUAAAACUACUUUUUGCUAUAAAGACUAGAAGGUAUUUAGGGUUGAAACAAUUCAGUAUCUUACAUAUUCUUCUUAUAGUCAGUACUCAAACUUUAUUUGUACCCAGCAUUCUUGUUAUAAUUAACUAUAAAAAUUUGAACCUUAAUUCCACUACGUUGUCUGCUUUAAGUAUCAUUUUGGUUGUUAUAUUUUUGCCCCUUUCUUCAAUGUGGGCUAGUUCUGCUAAUAAUUCACCGAUUCCUUCAUCAUCCACUUCAAGCAUUUUAUAUAAAUCCUCUUCUAAUAGCUCUUCAACU